AGGAGUAUUCCGCUCAUUUUAGAGUGGAAGUGUAGCUUCUUCUAUUUAUUUUUAUUUUUAUUUUUUUAUUUUUAUUUUUCAUUUUUUUUGCUGAAACAAUUUGAUUACAGGAGAGCCCGCGCCUAAAAGAACAUACUUCAAAUCUCAUGGCCUUUCACGUCGCUUGCCCAAUUACAUGCCGAAAAAUCUGUUUCUGCACGCUUGGGUUUCCUCAGAAGCUUCAGAGUGAGAAGGGCCGGAAGGAUUUCUUGGAAGAGGUUUUUAGGGUUGAGGAUUUCUUGCGCGAUCCGUGGUCGCUUAGGGCUAGAGAGAAGGGCACCGUUCAGGUAGUGGUCCCUCGGAUUAUUGUACCGACCGUAGCGGUAACUUCGGUGGCUGAUGGGCUUGGAGGUGGAGAUGGAGAUGGGGAGGAAAUCUUGUCGGCGCAAAACAAGCGGGCCGCGCUGCAGAAGAGGGCAGUUGCAGCGUCAUUGGCUGCUGAGGACUAUGCCCGGAGGUUUGAAACUGGAAAUUUGGCGGAUGCAUCUAAAGAAAAUGCUUGGAAUCUUGAUGGAGAAAAUCAGAAUUCCUCUAAUACCAAAGUGAUGUGUCGGUUAUGUUUUCAAGGUGAAAAUGAAGGAAGUGAGAGAGCAACAAAGAUGCUUCCGUGCAAAAUUUGCAACAAAAAAUAUCAUAGAAAUUGCCUGAAGAGUUGGGCCCAACAUAGAGAUUUAUUUCAUUGGAGUUCAUGGACCUGCCCCUCUUGCCGAAUUUGCGAGGUAUGUCGCAGAACGGGGGAUCCAAAUAAAUUCAUGUUUUGUAAAAGGUGUGAUGGUGCAUACCAUUGCUACUGCCAGCAGCCUCCACACAAGAAUGUUAGUGCUGGCCCUUAUUUGUGCCCAAAGCAUACAAGGUGUCAUAGCUGCAGGUCCAAUGUUUCUGGAAGUGGCCUAAGUACAAGAUGGUUUCUAGGGUAUACUUUCUGUGAUGCUUGUGGCAGAUUGUUUGUGAAAGGAAAUUACUGCCCUAUUUGCUUGAAGGUUUAUAGAGAUUCUGAACUAACACCAAUGGUUUGCUGUGACGAUUGCCAGAAAUGGGUGCACUUGCAGUGUGAUGGUAUCAGUGAUGAAAAAUAUCUGCAGUUUCAAACAGAUAAAAAUCUUUACUACAAGUGUGCUGCAUGCCGAGGAGACUGUUACAAGGUUGGAAAGAAGCCUGAAGAAGCUAUACCUGAACUUUGGAGGAGAAGAGAUGAAGCUGAUAGAGAGGAGAUUGCAGGCUUGAGGGCUGCUGUGGGAUUGCCAACUCAAGAAGAGAUAUUUUCCAUCUCACCAUUUUCAGAUGAUGAAGAAAGUGGCCCUGUUAUAUUAAAAAAUGAGUAUGGACGCUCUUUAAGAUUUUCAGUCAAAGGAUUAGUUGACAAGGCCUCAAAGAACACCAAGGAACAUGGGAAGAAAUACUCAAACMAAAAGUAUGUAAAGAAGAAAGGAUAUCACCUAUUGAAAACUGAAGGUCAUCAGAGUUUUGAUACACAGCAUGAUGCACAAUCACUUGAGAAUAGCAUGGAUGAAGAAAGAGAUGAUCAAAUACGCUCAUAUAGAAAUGAGGGGUCAGAUGCAUCUUUGUCUCCUGCUGGAAUUAUAGUUGAUGACAAAGAGAGAUGCUCUAUUAAUCAACCUGGAAAUGUCAAGCACAAUUUUAUUGAGGAUACUAUGGUAAACAACAAAGAUAGAGCCUCCAGAGUUAUCCAAAUUAGCAGUGGUAAACCACAUGGUAUGGAGGAAGAUAUGGGAAAAUAUGCUAGCAAAUCAGAAACCAAGGGAAAGAAGCUAGUUAUACAUUUAGGUGCAAGAAACAGAACUGUAACUGGCUCUCCAAGGUCAGAAGCUUCAAGCUGUCACAAAGAGCAAGAUGUAACAUCUAAUGGUAAUGAGGAAACCAGCCAACAGAAGGCCAAUGGUAAGAAGUAUAUGAUUGAUGGACAAGAUGGUGUAGCAAGAUUUGUAGAUGGUAGAGGAGAGAAACUUGGCACAACCAAUUUAAAAGGUCUUAGAGGCAGGGAAGGCAGCUUGAUAAAGUUGGGAAAGUUUAAAUCAGAUGUUUCUGAUACAGACCUAAAUAUCAGCAGAGGAAAUUCCAGAGACGGAUACCAGUCUAGUUCUUUGGAAAAAACUCAUGUUUUAUUGUGUAAAAAUGACACUGAAGGAAAUUCUGCCAUGGCGGAGCCUGUAGCYGAAGCAACCACAUUGAGGGAUGAUGACGCCUUUCUGAGGAAGCAUUCAAAAGGCACACUUAAUAAGCAUGGUGAAAUCUGCAAUAACUCCACUCUCACACCCUCCAUUUCUGAUUCAUUGACAAAAGACCCCAAACCGUUGUUGAAGCUUAAAUUUAAGAAUYCUUACCUUGACAACCGGAGUUCUUGGGUUCCCCAAGGGGAGGAAGAAAAGAGUUUUAUCAAAGGGCAGAGGUCAAAAAGAAAAAGACCAUCACCUUCAACUGAAAAGGCUUUAGUUAGGGAAGAUGGAAAAGAAUUCCGUCAGGAAAAUCCAAUAAAUGAGGUUAUGGAUGCCAACUGGAUCUUGAAGAAAUUGGGCAAGGAUGCAAUUGGGAAAAGAGUUGAAGUUCAUCAACCAUCUGAUAACUCCUGGCACAAGGGAGUGGUUACUGAUGUGACGGAAAGCACAUCGUCUUUAACUGUUCAUCUAGAUGAUGGAAGAGCAAGGACGUUGGAUCUUGGGAAGCAAGGGGUUCGCUUUGUUUCUCAAAAGCAAAAACGAUCAAGAACAUGAGACUUGUCUUGUUUCCCUGGGGAUCCAUACUUGUUUGCUAAGUGAUUCAUUUUACAGAUGCAGAAGCAGUUCUUUGGUCUUGAAGCUGAAGAAUCAUGGGCUUACUUUUUUGCCCACCAAUUGUCUUCUGAGAGUGCCUUUCUUGUCCUGCCAUUCUUGGAGUGCAACAGCCGAGUGAAGGCAACAAAAACAAACUCCAUAGAAUGAUAGUCGGUGUAAAAGCCAAGGUCUUGUCAACAUUUGUACCCAAAUUUGUUUGCCCAGUGAAAGUAUCCUCUCCUCCAAGUUCUGUGAACGGAUUUGCGCAUCUUGUGUAUUAACUUAUUUAAGAUGAAAAAAAGUAGGUUGUCAAAAUGCCUAUUCAAGAAUAGCUUGAUACACAUUCUGUGAACAUGCAAAUAGUUAUCUAGUUGGGAAUUAUUUUUCUUUUC
Nelumbo nucifera (sacred lotus) is the source of this 3199-nucleotide messenger RNA. RefSeq lists its product as uncharacterized. The record is from RefSeq and is a predicted model, not a curated record. NCBI's taxonomy places the organism in Eukaryota, Viridiplantae, Streptophyta, Magnoliopsida, Proteales, Nelumbonaceae.